This is a messenger RNA of Protopolystoma xenopodis, 222 nucleotides long. NCBI's taxonomy places the organism in Eukaryota, Metazoa, Platyhelminthes, Monogenea, Polystomatidea, Polystomatidae. The record is from the annotation of a GenBank genome assembly.
AUGUUACCUCGCUCUGAUGAUGUCCAUUAUAUGACGGAUGAAGGCUUAUCACCUUUUCACCAGAAUCGAAGGAGAUUGCGUCGGAAACAGCGUCAGCAUGAAUCGGCCAGUAAAGCCAAUCGACAGUUGGUCAAGAGGAAUCGGCCGUCGUCUUCUGGUGAAACCGAGCUUCGAAUCUCUUCAUCCAACACUUCCACUCGAAAUGGAAGAAAGAUAGCCUGA